GUUGAUAAACUCUCAAUAAGUGUGUUCUUCAACUUUCAGUCUGCCACCACUGCACGAUACCCAGCAGUACCUCUUGCUCUCUCUGUCAACAUUCAGCGCGUCUGUUCAUAGUUAUUAGAAACCGAUUGGGAUUAAAUCUUCCACCUGAGUAAAUUUAUUGAUGAGCCUAUGGGUUUGUGUGCUGACUGGGGAACUGAAAUGGCUGCAGCUCUAUUGUAUAAGGCAUAAGGAUGAUGCCUUCUGUGCACUGCUCACAAUCAGCUACACAUAGUAUCUUGAUACAGUCCCCCAUUUGGCCACUACAGUUUCCAGUCCAUCAACUUUCCAGAAGAGAACGACGAGACUAUGGAUAAAACCAUUACUGAGGACUCUAACUGUGACUCAGACACUGAUUCCCAACUCUCUUACGCUGACACUUGCAUUCCCGGGAAUGAGUCCUCCCUCAGGGCACAGGCUGACUUCACAGAAAUCUGCAGAGGCAGGAUGUGCAACACGAACUACAGACAGACUCAAUCUAACUACAGCCCUUACCAGCCACCGCUAGGUCUACCGUCUGGCUACAGUCCCCAGACGCCCUUUCCCAGUCAGACUGAAGUAUGUCUGAGCACCCUGGAGCCGCAGAACGGGGACUCACUCUGCUCGAGUUCAAUGGGUAGCUCAGUAGAAUACCCAAGUGGCAACCUGCCCUCUUGUUUGGUGUCUGAGAAUUAUUGUAGUUACCCUGAUGAUUCGUGCUACUCUGGCUGUGAUUCCGACUCUCCAGACAGGCAUAGUUUGGGAGAGGCAAGUCUAGAACAGCCCUGUUCACUGCACUCUAUCCCAACUGCAUUCGCACCUUACAGUUACUACAUGCCCCCGCACCUCUGCCCGUCCCGAGGGUCGCCCUGCUGUGGUCACUACCCUCUGGAUGUGUAUCAAGUUGAUCAGGGCUCUCAUCCCAGACCACAUUAUCACGUGCCCUGUUGGCCUUUACGCCCUGAAAACAGCAGACAAUCAGCCUCAGAGUUCACUCAUAGCCAUACUUCACCUCACCCUCAAGCUAAACUAACCCCAAGCACAGCUCCUCUGUCCUUGGAGCAAAGGAAGGUGUUUGUCACUUAUGAAGCAGACAGUGAAAAACAUGUCAAGGAGAUCAUCAACUUUGUUGCGCUACUGAGACACAAUGGCUUCUACACUCAUAUUGACAUGUUUGAGCAACAGUUCAAGAGCAUAAGCAAGAUUGACUUCAUGGAGAGAUACAUCAGUGAGAAAGACUAUCUGAUCAUCAUCGUCAUUAGUCCAAAGUACCAUGAGAUCGUUACCAAUGCCUCAUUUUGCAUGGAAAAUGAUGAAACCCUCAACACAGUGUAUAUACAUAAGCAGUUACAAAAUGAAUUCAUUCAGAAUGGUGCUAGGAAUUACAGAUUUAUCCCUAUUUUGUUUCCUGGUGCCAAGAAGUGUCACGUCCCUUCAUGGCUUCAGAGCACACAAAUCUUCACCUGGCCCAGGGACCGAGAUGACAUCCUUCGUCGACUCAUGCGUGUUGAGAAGUACAACCCUCCACCCAUUGGAGAGCUGCCCACAAUUGUCUCCAUCCCCAUUUAGCUAACAUACAUCCAAUGAAAAGUUACAAGUGCCUUGUAAUGUAGUUUGCUAUGUUUACCCAUGAUAUGUGACCCUUGAACAGGCCUGUGAUCCAUUUUUAAUAAAGCAUGAAUACAUAAGAUCAUCUUCUUUUGGCUGCUCCCAUUAGGGGUCGCCACAGCGGACCAUUCAUGGUCCGCAUAUUUGAAUUGGCACAGGUUUUAUGCCAGAUGCCCUUCCUGACACAACCCCCAGUGGUUGGGGGACUCUCACUCACAUCUACGGGACAAUUUAGAGUCUCCAAUUCACUUAACCUGCAUGUUUUUGGACUUUUGGAGGAAACCCACACGGACACGGGGAGAACAUGCAAACUCCACACAAAAAGGCCUAGUUAAGCCGGGACUCAAACCUGGGACCUUCUUACUAUUAGGUGACAGUGCUAACCACUGAGCGAGCAAAAUGUGCCCCUUUGGAUUAUUGAAUGAGUGUAAAAUGUGUUAAAACCCUUAAAGCUAUUGAAUUUGAUGUGAUAUAAAACUCAACACUCAGAAUCCAUGAAUGAGUUAGGAUGAGUCCUGUCAUGUGGAAGAACUGCAACUACAUAUUCAUUAAUUAUGUUAGGUUAAACAUGGUUGGGUGCAAUGAUUUUUUUAUGUUGUGUCCAUUUCUUCUACUUUGUAUUAGACUGAAUGAAACUUUCUGUGAUAAACCCUGAAGCUAUGAAAGAAAUAGAUUAUCCCAGGCCAAGAACUUUCAGAGAGACUUUACCUUUUCACCCCUUUUGCUCUUAAGCUGGAAUACUGUAGAUGGAGGACAGAAUUUACAACUUAACCUGACAUAACCACAUGUUCACACACCACAAGAAUCAGUUAAAACAGCCCUCUCAGGUUUUUGUCCCUUUGACUCAAGUUCCCACUUGACUCAAGUAAUGUGCCUGCAAGACAUUUAACAUCCUGACACAUUUUUCCUAUCGUCUUACGUUUUAUUAAAUUAACAUAUUUCCACAGUUCAUGCUAAUAUUUCAGUGUCGUGUGGAUUUCUUGGUCAUUUAGGUUCUAAGAUAUUACAAUGAUGUGUGCUUGGAAUGUAUUUUUUAUCAACAUAAACACUUUUCUUGGGAAAAAAGAGAACUUGGCCUGUUUGUGAUACACAUUUUUACUUCAGCAUAUCAUUUUAAAUGGUUGCUGACAUGUUACAGUAUAGAGAACAUACCUUAGAGUAGAUGGGUCAAUGAUGUGACACUCAUUUUUAUGUCCAGAUCUAUUAAAUUAUUCAAAAAUACAUAAAAAAUGCCAUUCAAACAAAACAAUUACUUGAAUACACCACUGUUUGCAUCUAAUAUGAACAAGUUUUCAAUUUCAAUAACUCAUUAAAAGCUGAAAUUCUCCAAAAAAAAAAGAAAAAAGAAAGAAAGAAAAGGUGGCAUAGUGCAGAAUAAGCUUAUAUUAAUGUUUCCUAACUGAAACAACUGUGACUCAAACAAAAUAUGUAUAUAAACAAUGACGGCCAAAGGUUUGGAAUAAUGU
Molecule: messenger RNA, 3089 nt
Organism: Myxocyprinus asiaticus (Chinese sucker)
Lineage: Eukaryota; Metazoa; Chordata; Actinopteri; Cypriniformes; Catostomidae
Gene: traf3ip2l
Product: TRAF3 interacting protein 2-like
Exons: 10
Coding region: 346-1584 (412 amino acids)
Biological process (GO): humoral immune response; positive regulation of canonical NF-kappaB signal transduction
Source: RefSeq, a predicted model, not a curated record